This is a messenger RNA of Cetraspora pellucida, 235 nucleotides long. NCBI's taxonomy places the organism in Eukaryota, Fungi, Glomeromycota, Glomeromycetes, Diversisporales, Gigasporaceae. The record is from the annotation of a GenBank genome assembly.
AGAGUCAGAUCCAGAAAUUAAUAAUAAUUUUGAUUUGAAAGAAUCUAAUUCAUAUUGCUCUAAUUCAAAUAGUUUGGAAUAUUUUAUAUAUAAUUUAAAUACUAGUAAUAGUAAUUUUAAUCGAAAUAAUCUUAAUUCAGAAAGUUCUGGAUUUAUUACAGAAAACAAUUCAAAAAUGAUAAUUGUGCCAAAUGAUUACAGAAAACAAUUCAAAAAUGAUAAUUGUGCCAAAUGA